Gryllus bimaculatus (two-spotted cricket) is the source of this 1260-nucleotide messenger RNA. The record is from the annotation of a GenBank genome assembly. NCBI's taxonomy places the organism in Eukaryota, Metazoa, Arthropoda, Insecta, Orthoptera, Gryllidae.
AUGUCCUGCAGAUCUCGCCCGACGAUGCAUCUGGUGCUGCGCGAAUGCGGAGACCGUUUGAACGCCUUUGCAACUGUGCUUGCGUUGUCCGCCCGAUUGAGCGAGCGUGUGUGUGCGUGUGUUGCAGAGGCGGGGACGGCGGCGGCGGCGGAGGAAGAGGAGGCGGCGGCUCUGCGCGGUGCCCUGCGGUGGCUACGGCAGCGCCGCGAUCCGCGCGACGGCGCCUGGGGGAACCACACGGCGGCGGCGGUGCUCGCGCUGCAGCUGGCGGCCGCCGCCCCCCCACAGAGGCGCGCAGCGCUGGGCGUCGCCGGCGAACCCCGAGGGGCUGCUGUCGGUGAAGCAGAUGGAGCUGGAGCUGGUGCUGCACCUCUGGAGGCGCUGGAGGCGGGCGAGGAGAGCGAGAACGAGUCGCUGGGCGGCAACUGGAACCGCUCGGCGGCGGCGGCGUUCCUGCGCUCGCGCCAGGGCGCGGACGGCGCCUUCGUGGACUUUCUGCCGCCCGUCAUCCCCCCAGCCCUGGCUCCGAAGGCCGCUCAUCACCAUCACCACCACAAGCACGUCUCGACUGGCAGUACCAAGAGCAACGGCAGCGCGCCUUCCGCUGGCACCAACAACAGCGGCAGUGGCACCACUGCUCCCAGCAACAGCAGCGAGACGUAUAAAGGCGCUGCAGAUGGCACCACUGGAUUCACCACUACCACCACCACCUCCACAUCCUCCUCUGCUACCACUUCCAGCACAACUACUACCUCAUCAUCUACUACUAGCACUGCUACAACAACGUCUGCGAAUGCAAACAAUACCUCCGUGAGCCCGGCUUCGAUCUUCGGCAGCAACAUCAACCUCACCACGCUGGAGAGCCUUGCAGGGAUGGGCAAACAGCCCGACCUUGUGAAAGUGACCUACAGCAUCUGGGUGCACAGCAACAUAUCGGAGAGUUACAAUCUGACGGUGCAAGCAGAACGCAACACAACUUUUUACAACGUCAUGUUACUAGCUGCACAAGAUGAUUCUCAUUAUCACUUUGAAGCAACAGAAUGGCCAAACGGACACUAUGUACAUACCCUAGCAGGUUUUAAAGAAGAGCCAACAUCUUAUUACUUUUGGUUAUUGUACCAAACUGCAGAAAUGCCAGACCCUGCUAAUCCCCCUGGCAAUCAGCUUAUUACUCCUGUUGAGGUCCCUUGUCUGCCAGUGCUGCAGUUAGUCAGUGCUACUCAAUUUUAUGAAACCAUUGUUGAGCUAUCAGAUGGCUGA